CUGCAGCCAGGUGAAGAUGUGGUCAUGGAGAAUCAAACCACACCAAUUGAAUUCAUGAUUCUUGGAUUUCAUAAUAUUCAAGGGUUACAUUUCCUACUGUCUUGGGUUAUCUCCAUCAUCUACAUCUUCACCAUCUUGGGGAACACGCUCAUCAUCUUCCUCUCCUUAGUGGAACCAUGUCUCCAAACCCCAAUGUACUUCUUCCUGGGAAACCUCUCCCUCCUAGACAUCUGCCAGACCACCACCACUGUCCCCCAGAUGCAGGCGCACCUCGUCUCAGGCAGGAGCAGUAUCUCCUAUGCAAGGUGUGCAACACAACUCUACUUCUUCCUCUUUUUUGUGGGUGCUGAGUGCAUGUUGCUGGCCACCAUGGCGUAUGACCGCUACAUGGCCAUAUGCAAACCUCUGCACUACACCUUAUUCAUGAACAGCAAGUUUUGUGUUCUGCUGGUGUCAGUUUCCUGUCUUAGUGGUGCACUCAAUGCAGCCUUGCACACAUUCCUGACUAUCCAUCUGCCGUUCUGUGAGGCCAACAGAAUCAACUACUUCUACUGUGAUAUCUCACCACUGCUGGCUCUUUCCUGUGGAGACAUCUCACUCAAUGUCAUCAUGAUACUGGUCUCCAGCAUCUUCUUGGGGUGGAGCCCCACCCUGUGCAUUGGACGUUCAUAUGGAUACAUUGUUUCAAGGAUACUGAAGAUACAUUCCCCUGAGGGGAGGAGCAAGGCCUUCUCCACCUGUGUGUCACAUCUCACUGCAGUCCUACUCUACUAUGGAAGCAGUAUCUUCACCUAUGUCAGACCCCUCUCUAGCUACUCACUGGAUAAUGACAAGUUAAUCUCUCUGCUGUACAACAUCGUCACCCACAUGUUAAACCCAUUGAUCUAUACUCUGAGGAACAAGGAUGUGAAGAGAGCCAGGAGAAAGGUCCUUGUGAAGAAGAUGUUCUUCUAA
Gopherus flavomarginatus (Mexican gopher tortoise) is the source of this 954-nucleotide messenger RNA. RefSeq names its product olfactory receptor 5V1-like. Bases 25 to 954 code for a protein of 309 amino acids. NCBI's taxonomy places the organism in Eukaryota, Metazoa, Chordata, Testudines, Testudinidae. Gene Ontology annotation, cellular component: membrane. Gene Ontology annotation, molecular function: G protein-coupled receptor activity; olfactory receptor activity. Gene Ontology annotation, biological process: G protein-coupled receptor signaling pathway. The record is from RefSeq and is a predicted model, not a curated record. The transcript has a single exon.